CACCACCAAGACCAUCACAUCUGCAUUCACACCUACGAGCCCACAGGAGCACACGAGCAUCUCCAUUCACCCUCCUUCUCUCAUCCUCGCCUGCAAAAGUUCUUCCACCAUGCACGCUCCCCCUCCCCGCCAGUCCCUCUUUCCAGGAGCCGCUCCCAACUUCUCCCAAGGUCCCAUCAGCACCUCGCACCUCUCCUCUCUCAGCACCUCUCUCCAAUCUCUUCGGCAAAGCGUCGACGUCCUACACCACACCAAUGGUCUCCUCCAACGAUCCGUCGCCGAUGUACCUCGCCUCACCACGGUGCUCACUGCAAAGAGACACUAUGAUGUAGUGACGGAAGGAAAAGUGAUGCUGGCGAAGAAACAGCUGGAGGAGGAGGUGAGACCUCAUAUCAAUGAGCUUAUUAGGAGGGCAGAAGAGAUGGUAGGAGCGGAGGAGGCAGCGGCGAAGCGGGCUAGGAACAAGGUCUCCACCCUAACAACCCGCCUGCAACAAGCCCUCGCAUCCCAAUCCAUCAAGCUUCCACCUACAUCCUCCUCCUCUCUCGUCCCAGGCUCAACUCCUCUCACACAAGGGGAUGAAGAAGAGGUGGUGCUUCUGGAACAAGAACAGAGGCAAGCUGCUGACCUUACGCGUGUUAGGAGGAGAAGACAGCAGCUCGAGGAGGAAUUGAGAGAUUUGGAAUUGGAGGUACAGAGGACGGAGAUGGAAGUUAAGGUCGCCCAAGGGGUCAAGUAAGGGGACAACGAACACAAGAUGCCCUCUUCGCUUCUCCUGUACAGUACGUCGUGUAAUAAUAUCACAGUCACCCACUGCAACAGCAUCUUCCUCAGCAAUAUCCUCC
Messenger RNA from Microstroma glucosiphilum, 845 nucleotides. RefSeq lists its product as hypothetical. The coding region runs from base 110 to 739 and encodes 209 amino acids. The record is from RefSeq and is a predicted model, not a curated record. Gene Ontology annotation, biological process: attachment of spindle microtubules to kinetochore. The transcript has 4 exons. Gene Ontology annotation, cellular component: spindle microtubule; DASH complex. NCBI's taxonomy places the organism in Eukaryota, Fungi, Basidiomycota, Exobasidiomycetes, Microstromatales, Microstromataceae.